Lampris incognitus (smalleye Pacific opah) is the source of this 7756-nucleotide messenger RNA. RefSeq names its product small nuclear ribonucleoprotein 200 (U5) (gene snrnp200). Gene Ontology annotation, cellular component: nucleus. Gene Ontology annotation, molecular function: ATP binding; nucleic acid binding. Bases 217 to 6630 code for a protein of 2137 amino acids. The transcript has 44 exons. The record is from RefSeq and is a predicted model, not a curated record. Lineage: Eukaryota; Metazoa; Chordata; Actinopteri; Lampriformes; Lampridae.
UUCAACGUAUCAAACACGCACUUCAUUUACGAAACCCAGGGUUCAAGUGAUAUCGUAUGGUAGAGGUCAUAUUAACAGGUAGGCCAAUGCCCCGUACGCUGCCAUAAAUCACGCAGGGAAAAUAACUGACAGUUCGGGGUUGGUUAUCGGACUGGACGUCGUUGAGUAAAAGUUCGGCAAACUAGCUAACACAGCUAGCGUUACAGCAAAUCCGCCAUGGCGGAUGUUACUGCACGUAGCUUGCAGUAUGAGUACAAAGCGAACUCAAACUUGGUGUUGCAAGCUGAUCGCUCUCUGAUUGACCGCACUCGUCGAGAUGAGCCUACCGGAGAAGUGCUGUCCCUGGUGGGAAAGCUGGAGGGGACCAAGAUGGGUGACAAGUCCCAGAGGACCAAACCUCAAAUGCUGGAAGAGAGACGUGCGAAGAGGAGAAAGCGAGAUGAAGACAGGCAUGACAUCAACAAAAUGAAGGGUUUUACCCUUCUAUCUGAAGGUAUUGAUGACAUGGUUGGCAUUGUGUACAAGCCUAAAACCAAAGAAACCAGAGAGACCUAUGAAGUGUUGCUCAGCUUCAUCCAGGCGGCCUUGGGAGAUCAGCCUCGUGAUAUUCUUUGUGGAGCGGCUGAUGAAGUACUAGCAGUGUUGAAGAAUGACAAGAUGAGGGAUAAGGAGAGACGACGUGAGGUAGAGCAGCUUCUUGGCCCUGCUGAUGACACGCGUUACCAUGUGCUGGUCAAUCUUGGCAAAAAGAUCUCUGAUUACGGGGGUGAUAAAGAGCUACAGAACAUGGAUGACAACAUUGAUGAAACAUAUGGUGUGAAUGUCCAGUUUGAGUCAGACGAGGAGGAGGGUGAUGAGGACCAAUUCGGGGAAGUAAGAGAUGAACACUCAGAUGAGGACAGUGAAGGAGAGGAGGCGGAUGUUGGUUGCACUCUUUCAGCAAAUCUUGGUGUCACAGGUGAUGUGAUGACAGCAAAGAAAAAAGACCUACAUCCACGUGACAUUGAUGCCUUUUGGCUUCAGCGUCAGCUCAGCCGUUUCUAUGAUGAUGCCAUUGUCUCCCAAAAGAAAGCAGAUGAGGUCUUAGAAAUCCUCAAGACUGCCAGUGAUGAUAGAGAAUGUGAGAACCAGUUGGUGUUAUUGCUGGGCUUUAACACGUUUGAUUUUAUCAAAAUCCUCCGUCAGCAUCGGCGCAUGAUCCAGUAUUGUACUAUGCUGGCAAGUGCCCAGAGUGAAGCAGAAAAGGAACGGAUCAUAGGAAAGAUGGAGUCUGACGCGGAGCUGUCAAAGAUUCUUUACCAGCUGCAGGAGACAGAGAAGGAGGAUAUUAUUCGGGAGGAGCGAUCUCGCAGGGAGAGAGUGAGGAAGUCUCGUGUAGACAAUGACUUGGAGUCAAUGGAUAUUGACCAUGGAGAGUCAAUGGCCCCUCGGCAGCUGUUAGACCUAGAGGACCUGACAUUCACCCAGGGCAGCCAUUUCAUGGCCAACAAGAGGUGCCAACUGCCAGACGGCUCCUUUCGCAAACAGCGCAAAGGCUACGAAGAGGUUCACGUGCCUGCCCUCAAACCUAAACCCUUUGCUGAUGAUGAGGUGCUUGUUGCUAUUGAGAAGCUUCCAAAGUAUGCACACGCUGGCUUUGAAGGAUUCAAAACCCUGAAUCGCAUCCAAAGCAAAUUGUUCAAGACAGCCAUGGAGACAGAUGAGAACUUGCUGGUUUGCGCCCCUACUGGAGCUGGUAAGACCAAUGUGGCCCUAAUGGCUAUGCUAAGAGAGAUUGGGAAGCACAUAAACCUGGAUGGAACCAUUAACAUAGAUGACUUCAAAAUCAUUUAUAUUGCACCAAUGCGCUCGCUGGUACAGGAGAUGGUGGGAAGCUUUAGUAAGCGCUUGGCGAGUUACGGCAUCACCGUUUCUGAGCUGACAGGAGACCACCAGCUCUGUAAAGAGGAGAUCAACGCUACCCAGAUUAUUGUCUGCACGCCAGAGAAAUGGGAUAUCAUCACACGUAAAGGCGGAGAGCGCACUUACACCCAGCUAGUGCGCCUUAUUAUCAUUGACGAAAUCCACCUGCUGCAUGAUGAUCGUGGACCUGUGUUGGAAUCCCUAGUGGCAAGGACCAUCCGUAACGUAGAGCUAACUCAAGAGGAUGUUCGUCUCUUGGGCCUCAGUGCCACACUGCCAAACUACGAAGAUGUGGCCACCUGCCUGCGUGUUGACCCGGCUAAGGGACUCUUUUACUUCGACAAUAGCUUCCGCCCAGUGCCCUUGGAGCAGACCUAUGUUGGCAUCACAGAAAAGAAGGCCAUCAAACGUUUCCAGAUCAUGAAUGAGAUUGUCUAUGAAAAGAUCAUGGAGCAUGCUGGGAAAAACCAGGUGCUGGUAUUUGUUCAUUCCCGGAAGGAGACGGGUAAGACAGCCAGGGCCAUCAGGGACAUGUGUCUGGAGAAAGACACUCUGGGGCUUUUCCUCAGGGAGGGUUCUGCAUCCACAGAGGUGUUGAGGACUGAGGCGGAGCAGUGCAAGAAUCUUGAGCUAAAGGAUUUGUUGCCCUAUGGCUUUGCCAUCCACCAUGCUGGUAUGACCAGAGUGGACCGUACCCUGGUGGAAGAUCUGUUUGCUGAUCGGCACAUCCAAGUUCUGGUGUCUACAGCCACUCUGGCCUGGGGUGUCAAUCUGCCAGCACACACUGUCAUCAUUAAAGGGACUCAGGUGUAUAGCCCAGAGAAAGGCAGGUGGACUGAAUUAGGGGCCUUGGACAUUCUACAGAUGCUUGGGCGAGCUGGCCGUCCUCAGUAUGACACCAAAGGGGAGGGCAUUCUCAUCACAUCCCAUGGUGAGCUGCAGUAUUACCUGUCUCUGCUUAACCAGCAACUGCCCAUAGAAAGCCAGAUGGUGAGCAAGCUGCCCGACAUGCUCAAUGCUGAGAUAGUACUUGGCAAUGUGCAAAACGUAAAGGAUGCAGUCAAUUGGCUUGGCUACACCUACCUGUAUGUGCGCAUGCUUCGCAACCCCACCCUGUAUGGUGUUUCCCAUGAUGACCGCAGCUCGGAUCCUCUGCUGGAGAGGCGCAGGAUGGACCUGGUACAUACAGCAGGCAACGUCCUGGACAAGAACAGUCUGGUCAAAUAUGACAAGAGGACUGGCUGCUUCCAGGUUACAGACCUUGGGCGUAUUGCCAGUCACUUCUACAUCACUCAUGACUCAAUUCAAACAUACAACCAGCUGCUGAAGCCCACGCUCAGCGAGAUCGAGCUCUUCCGUGUGUUCUCUCUCUCCUCAGAGUUUAGGAACAUCACUGUGAGAGAGGAGGAAAAGCUGGAGCUUCAGAAGCUACUGGAGAGGGUUCCUAUUCCAGUGAAGGAAAGCAUCGAGGAACCCAGUGCUAAGAUCAAUGUUCUGCUCCAGGCAUAUAUCUCUCAGCUCAAACUGGAGGGCUUUGCGCUGAUGGCUGACAUGGUGUAUGUUACACAGAGUGCUGGAAGACUGAUGCGGGCCAUAUUUGAGAUUGUGCUGAACAGGGGCUGGGCUCAACUUACAGACAAGACCAUGAAUCUCUGUAAAAUGAUCGACAAGAGGAUGUGGCAGUCCAUGUCUCCUCUGCGGCAGUUCAAAAAACUGCCAGAGGAAGUGAUAAAAAAGAUAGAAAAGAAAAACUUUCCUUUUGAACGCCUCUAUGACCUCAACCACAAUGAGAUUGGCGAGCUGAUCCGUAUGCCAAAAAUGGGGAAGACGAUCCACAAAUAUGUCCACCAGUUCCCGAAGCUGGACUUGGCUGUUCACUUGCAGCCUAUCACCCGCUCUACACUGAAAGUGGAGCUCACCAUCACUCCUGACUUCCAGUGGGAUGACAAGAUUCAUGGCUCAUCAGAGGCCUUCUGGAUACUGGUUGAGGAUGUGGACAGUGAGGUCAUCCUUCACCAUGAGUACUUCCUACUCAAAGCCAAGUACGCCCAGGAUGAACACCUGGUCACUUUUUUUGUCCCAGUUUUCGAGCCUCUGCCACCACAGUAUUUCAUCCGUGUAGCCUCAGACCGCUGGCUCUCCUGUGAGACCCAGCUUCCAGUGUCUUUCCGUCACCUGAUCCUACCAGAGAAGUACCCCCCGCCCACUGAGCUGCUCGACCUGCAGCCCCUGCCUGUAACAGCUCUCAGGAACUCUGCCUUUGAGACCCUCUACCAGAACAAGUUCCCCUUUUUCAAUCCCAUCCAGACACAAGUGUUUAAUGCAGUGUACAACAGUGAUGACAACGUGUUUGUGGGAGCUCCCACCGGGAGUGGGAAAACAAUUUGCGCAGAGUUUGCCAUCCUGAGGAUGCUGCUGCACAAUGCAGAGGGCCGCUGUGUCUAUAUCACCCCUAUGGAGGCCCUGGCUGAGCAGGUGUUUAUUGACUGGCACCAGAAGUUCCAGGAUAUCCUGAACAAGAAGGUGGUGCUGCUAACUGGAGAGACUAGCACAGAUCUGAAGCUGCUGGGGAAAGGGGACAUCAUCGUCAGCACCCCUGACAAAUGGGACAUCCUGUCUCGCCGCUGGAAACAGAGAAAGAACGUCCAGAACGUCAGCCUCUUCAUUGUGGAUGAGACGCACCUCAUUGGAGGAGAGAACGGACCUGUGCUGGAGGUCAUCUGCUCCAGGAUGAGGUACAUCUCCUCUCAGAUUGAACGCCCCAUCCGUAUCGUGGCCCUCAGCUCAUCUUUGUCCAAUGCCAAAGAUGUGGCCCACUGGCUGGGCUGCAGCACAACGGCCACCUUCAACUUCCACCCUAACGUCCGGCCAGUGCCUUUGGAGUUGCACAUCCAGGGCUUCAAUGUGAGUCAUACACAGACCCGCCUGCUGUCUAUGGCUAAGCCAGUAUAUCACGCCAUCAUGAAGCACUCUCCCUCCAAACCAGCCGUGGUGUUCGUCCCAUCUCGCAGACAGACCCGCCUCACAGCCAUCGACAUCCUUACCUUUUGUGCUGCUGAUGUGGUCCCUCAAAGGUUUUUGCAUUGCAACGAGAAGGACCUGACUCCAUUCCUGGACAAAAUAACUGAUGCAACCCUAAAGGAGACUCUUGCCAAUGGGGUGGGCUACCUGCACGAGGGCUUGUCCACAACUGAACGCAAAAUAGUGGAGCAGCUCUUCAACUCUGGUGCAGUCCAGGUGGUGGUGGCCUCCCGUUCACUCUGCUGGGGCACCAAUAUCUCUGCGCACCUUGUCAUUGUUAUGGACACCCAGUACUACAAUGGCAAAAUACAUGCAUAUGUGGACUAUCCUAUAUAUGAUGUUCUCCAGAUGGUAGGCAAGGCAAAUAGACCAAUGCUGGAUGACGAGGGACGUUGUGUCAUCAUGUGCCAGGGCUCCAAGAAGGAUUUCUUCAAGAAGUUCCUGUAUGAGCCUCUGCCGGUAGAGUCCCAUUUGGAUCACUGUCUCCACGACCACUUCAAUGCUGAGAUCGUCACCAAGACUGUGGAGAACAAACAGGAUGCUGUGGACUACCUGACCUGGACAUUCCUCUACCGUCGCAUGACCCAGAACCCCAACUACUACAAUCUGCAAGGCAUGUCCCAUCGUCACCUGUCGGACCACCUGUCCGAAUUGGUUGAGAACACGCUACAUGACUUGGAACAGUCCAAGUGCAUCAGCAUUGAGGAUGAGAUGGAUGUGGCACCGCUCAAUUUGGGCAUGAUUGCAGCCUACUACUACAUCAACUACACUACCAUUGAAUUGUUCAGCAUGUCUUUGAACGCCAAGACAAAGAUUCGUGGAUUGAUUGAGAUAAUCUCCAAUGCUGCGGAGUACAAGAACAUUCCCAUCAGACACCAUGAGGAUGCCCUACUUCGACAGCUGGCCCAAAAGGUGCCCCAUAAACUAAACAACCCCAAGUUCAACGAUCCUCACGUAAAGACUAACCUGCUGCUGCAGGCACAUCUGUCCAGAAUGCAGCUUAGUGCUGAGCUCCAGUCAGACACUGAGGAGAUCCUUAGCAAGGCAGUCCGUCUGAUCCAGGCCUGUGUUGACGUGCUGUCCAGCAAUGGCUGGCUGAGUCCUGCUUUGGCAGCUAUGGAGUUGGCCCAGAUGGUGACCCAGGCCAUGUGGUCUAAGGACUCUUAUCUGAAACAGCUGCCCUUCUUUACUUCUGAGCACAUCAAGCGCUGCACGGAUAAGGGUGUGGAGAGUAUCUUUGACAUCAUGGAGAUGGAGGAUGAAGAUCGGAGUGCCCUGCUGCAACUCUCGGAUGCCCAGAUGGCUGACGUGGCUCGCUUCUGUAACCGCUACCCCAAUAUCGAACUAUCUUAUGAGGUGGUGGAGAAGGACAACAUCAAGAGUGGUGGUCCAGUUCUGGUUCAGGUUCAGCUAGAAAGAGAGGAAGAGGUGACUGGGCCUGUUAUUGCACCUCUCUUCCCCCAAAAACGUGAGGAGGGCUGGUGGGUGGUGAUUGGAGACCCCAAGUCAAACAGCCUCAUCUCCAUCAAAAGGCUAACUCUUCAACAGAAAGCAAAGGUCAAGCUGGACUUUGUUGCACCAGUGAUGGGUGUACACAACUACACCCUGUACUUCAUGAGUGACGCCUACAUGGGCUGUGACCAGGAGUACAAGUUCAGUGUGGAUGUGAAAGAAGCUGACAGUGACAACGACAGUGAUUCAGACUGAUCAGAUCAUUGAAGCCUUCGAACAUGUUGCUCAAGUCAUAAGUUGGCUCAGAGUUUUUCUGUACAUAUUAAACUAAAUUCACUUGUUUUUAAGUAUGCCAGCGUCUUCCCUGCGUUUGUUACUAAAAAACAAGGGCACUUCUAUGAGUUGUCAGUCAAGUUGUCAUAUUUCCAAUUUCCACCAGUCCAGAAUCAUGUAUAGGAUCUGUUAGUUCACAUUAAGAUGUUUCAGUGGUACAUUGGAAAGUCUGCUUGUCAUUGUGAUACUGUUAUUAAAGCCCCAAACUGAGCUUUUUUUUAUUAUUAAUUAAUAUUCUUUAAAAAAAAAUAUUUGAAAUUGUUCCAAUCUUCAAACAAUUCCCUUAGGAGUUAUCACAAACUUCUCCAGCAUUCACACAGUGGUAACAACAGUAUAUUUCAAUCCAUGCAUUGAAUUUAGUCUUAUGAAAGGGGUAUUUUACGGAUUUUUUUUUUUUUUAGAUUAUUUUCCACCUUUGACAGUGAUGGGCGGCACGGUGGCGCAGUGGUUAGCGCAGUCGCCUCACAGCAAGAAAGUCCUAGGUUCGAGCCCCGGGGCAGUCCAACCUUGGGGGUCGUCCUGGGUUGUAUGGAGUUUGCAUGUUUUUCCUCCCACAGUCCAGAGACAUGUAGGUCAGGUGAAUCGGCCAUACUAAAUUGUCCCGAGGUGUGACUUUGUGUGUGUGUGGGCCCUGUGAUAGACUGGCGGCCUGUCCAGGGUGUCUCCCCGCCUGCCGCCCAAUGACUGCUGGGAUAGGCUCCAGCAUCCCCGCAGCCCUGAGCAGGAUAAAUGGGUUGGAUAAUGGAUGGAUUUGACAGUGAUAGUAGAAAGACAGGGGAGAGGGGAUGACAUGGAGCAAAGAGCCCGAGCCAGAUUCGAACCCAGGCUGCUGUUGUAAGGUCUCUCCUUAUGUGGUACGCGCUCUCCCAGGUGAGCCACCAGGGCGCCCCCUAUUUUACUGAUUCUGUGUUGUGAAGUUUAAUGAAAAAUUGUCAACCUUAUAUCCGUGGCUGUAAGACUUUCGUUAUUAAAUGUACUUGUUGGACUGGUCUAGAAUUUUAUAGAGCAGUUUGCCAUGGAUAUUUUUUCCAAUAAAGAAUCAAAAUUC